Belonocnema kinseyi is the source of this 4107-nucleotide messenger RNA. RefSeq names its product cGMP-dependent protein kinase, isozyme 2 forms cD4/T1/T3A/T3B (gene for). Gene Ontology annotation, molecular function: ATP binding; cGMP-dependent protein kinase activity. The transcript is spliced from 9 exons. Lineage: Eukaryota; Metazoa; Arthropoda; Insecta; Hymenoptera; Cynipidae. Bases 1200 to 3251 code for a protein of 683 amino acids. The record is from RefSeq and is a predicted model, not a curated record. Gene Ontology annotation, biological process: protein phosphorylation.
CGGGAACGCUGUCAGCGAGCGUCUGUUUCCAAGGGGGACCUUGAGUCUCCAGUCGAAAUCCGUUUUUCAGUGAGAUUCAAAAGUGUACCAAAGUUCUACAAUCAACACGCGGAGGUUCCUCAGCUUCAGGAUACAAGUAGAGAAAACAUCCCUUAAGAUCGCCUGAAAGAUUUGGAGGAAAUAAUCACAAAUGUUCCCUCAAAUAUCGUAUUAAAUAAUUGCUAAGACAUCCUGGAGAUUUUGGUUUUGUGCCAAAAUUUGUCUCUCAGAAAUCAGGAUGUUCUGUGAUAAUAUUGGUCGAUUAUCAAGAUAAAUAUAGUCAAGACUUUUUUGAUUGGAAUAGAUACUCCGGGAAUAGAUGUCUAUCAUCACGAGAUAGUUGAUGAUGUGGGUUCAAGAUACUGGGAGUCCCAUUAUAGAUCUCCUGGAAGGCUGUUCUAAUACCAUUGUGUGAUAAUCAGAGACUGGGCUUAUUGCAGACACCAAAAAUUGCUUCGAAAGAACCUCUUUUUUUAUUGAUACCAAGAUGCCAAUCCUUUGUUGUGAGGGAAUAAAAAAAUCAGGAUUGUUGGAAACAUUUUUCUCAACUGUGAUAAGUCUUUAACGAAGAAAGGAGUUACCAUCCUUCUUGGAAUCUAUGUGAUAACUGGUGGAAAUAUGCAAUCAAUAUUCAUUGACUGUCAUAAGCUGUGAUAAAAGCAAAGAUUUAUUGAUACAUCAUUUAUGAAGGUCUAAGGAUGAUGAUGUAGAUCCUGGCUGCUAUUUCUAAGGAUACCUUCAAUAAUAUCUUUUGCAAUACUAUACUGCCUCUUGCACAUGCCUAUCAUAUAAUUAAAUAUGUCUGCCAGCAGAUUUCAUUCAUCUAAUUGAUCUUCCAAGAAAAUGGAGUUUAUGUAGCAUGAUCUGGGUGAAAUUAGCAAUAAAGUUUAAUCCAAAGUUUUCAUAUGCCUUGAAAGUUAGAGAGAUUCUUGCAAUAUUUUGUAUCCAAAGGAUCUUAAGGUUUCGAAUUUCUGAGACCACAUCCUCCUGAAAGUUGUUGCGUCUCCAGACCCAUCAAAUUUUAUCGCUCCAUGCAGAAGCAACGCGGAAGGCAAAGUUUAUAGCCGAACAAAGGCUCGUAGCAAUUUCGAAAGAUAUUCUCAAUCCAGUUUUAAGACUCAGGUCUGCUUUUAAAAUUGAAGAGCUCUGAAAUUCUGACAAUGAAAGUAAGGAGCUAUCCAGGUCGAGCAGUCCUGGAGGAUCCGGAAUUGAUUUUGGACCCGGAUGCUACGAGAGGAAGAGCAAUGGAACUUUUAUAUGAAGCUAGUUGGAGGGAGUGUGAUGUGAAUUGGACGAAGAGUUCGGGGUCAAAAAAUAGGACUUAUAGGGAAAAUAGGAAUGAUAGGGAAAAUAGGAAAGAUAGUGAAUAUAGAAGACAACCCUAUGCUGAGGUGAUAAGUCAGCUUGAGGGAGUCCUGGAUGGAGAAGAAAAUAUGUCCUCGAGUCCGAGGGAUGAGAGGUCUCCGAGGUCAAGCAGUGGUACCACGGAUAGUGACCCGGAAAUUAAUCAGUCGAAUGGUCAUAGUGGUUUCCUCAUUCCGAGACCUAGGCUGAUAGUACCAGUUCACACUUAUGCUAGGCGAAGACGCACUGGUGCACCACCUCCUGGGAGAAGACGAGCUUUGCGAGGAGAGGGAAAGGUGGAAGUUUCGAGAGAUGGAAAAUACCUGAGUACUUUGGCACCAGGAAAAGUUUUGGGUGAAUUAGCCAUUCUGUAUAAUUGCAAAAGAACGGCAACCAUAACAGCAGCUACAGAUUGCCAAUUAUGGGCCAUUGACCGACAAUGUUUCCAAACUAUCAUGAUGAGAACCGGUCUUUCGAGACAAGCAGAAUAUACGGAUUUCCUUAAGAGCGUUCCUAUUUUCAAAAACCUUCCUGAUGAAACUCUCAUAAAAAUCUCUGACGUCUUGGAAGAGACGUUUUAUAACAAUGGUGAUUACAUUGUUAGACAAGGAGCAAGAGGAGAUACAUUCUUUAUAAUUAGCCGAGGACAGGUGAGGGUAACGAUUAAACAACCAGAUACGACCGAUGAAAAAUACAUCAGAACUUUGGGCAAAGGUGACUUCUUUGGUGAAAAAGCACUUCAAGGAGACGAUCUUAGAACAGCAAAUAUAAUAGCAGAUGAUCCGGAUGGAGUCAGUUGUCUCGUGAUCGAUCGGGAAACUUUCAAUCAACUUAUUUCAUCCUUAGAUGAGAUCCGGACUCGAUACAAGGACGAGCUAGUCGAACGUAGAAGACUUAAUGAAGAGUUCAGAGACCUCCGAUUACAAGAUCUUCGACCAUUGGCAACUUUAGGAGUCGGUGGAUUUGGACGAGUGGAAUUGGUGCAGAUUGCUGGUGACAAUUCGCGAUCAUUCGCCCUGAAACAGAUGAAAAAGGCACAAAUUGUUGAGACGAGACAACAACAACAUAUCAUGUCGGAAAAGAGAAUUAUGGGAGAGGCUGACUGUGACUUUGUUGUUAAACUUUUUAAAACUUUUAAAGACAAGAAGUACUUGUAUAUGCUGAUGGAAGCUUGUCUGGGUGGAGAAUUGUGGACAGUUUUGAGAGAUAGAGGACAUUUUGAUGAUCCCACAACGAGAUUUUACACUGCUUGUGUCGUCGAGGCUUUCGACUAUCUUCAUUCUAGGAACAUCAUCUACAGAGAUCUCAAGCCUGAAAAUCUUCUCCUAGAUAGUCAAGGAUACGUAAAACUGGUAGACUUUGGAUUCGCAAAACGUCUCGAUCAUGGAAGAAAAACGUGGACCUUUUGUGGAACGCCGGAAUACGUAGCACCGGAAGUUAUUCUGAAUAGAGGUCAUGAUAUUAGUGCGGAUUAUUGGUCUCUAGGAGUUCUGAUGUUUGAACUUCUCACUGGAACACCUCCAUUCACUGGUGCUGAUCCCAUGAAAACUUAUAAUAUCAUUCUUAAAGGAAUCGAUGCCAUAGAAUUUCCCAGAACGAUAACGAGAAAUGCCACGGUUCUCAUCAAAAAGCUAUGCAGGGAUAAUCCAGCUGAGCGACUUGGUUACCAGAAAGGAGGUAUCAGCGAAAUACAAAAACACAAAUGGUUUGAUGGAUUCAACUGGGAGGGCCUCAGAGCAAGAACUCUCGAACCGCCAAUAAUGCCCCGAGUGCAAAAUCCCACGGAUACUGCAAACUUUGACGAAUAUCCACCAGAUUCCGACCCACCUCCUCCAGAUGACGUUUCAGGCUGGGACAACGAUUUCUAGCACAUCCGGAACGGCCAUUCGGCUCUCUACGACACAUUCUCUGCAUCCACUGAUCGGUCGAGUGGUCAGCAAUUAUUUUUUUACCCUCCACGGAAUAUCUCGUCUCGCAAUUUUUGCCAAUGGUAACGAGAGAAGGUGGAAAUCCUUGAUGGAGACAUUUUUCGCUCACGAAAGCAAUGGACCUUGCAAUUUUUUUAUUGACAAGUUCCGUUGAUAAUGGGAAAAUCCCGAAAGGCAAAGAAUCUGACAUCGAAAAUCUCAAGAUUGUUAUAAUUGUGAAUUUUGAACCUUUGUUACUUGCAGGCUUCAAGAAUCUUUGUCUUACAGUUCUUUUCACGGUCUGACAUCUUUUCUAGGAGAUAUUUGAAUUGUAACUCAUUGAAUCGGUACUUCAGACAUUCUAGACUAUUUUUUAAAUUAUUGUUAAAUCUUAUACAUAGGAAGAAAUUAGAGUUAAAUUCAGACGAAUUUCAAUUUGUAAACUUUUCUAUUUCUGGGGCAUCGAUUUUUAAUGAGAUUACGUCGUGAAUUUUUACACUAAACAUAGAUAGUGUAUCUAUUGAAACCUAUAUAUUUUUAACCAAGAGCAAGGAGCGGGCUUGUGAUACAAAUUGUGGCCUUCGAGACUCGCGUCUGCGCGUAAAUAUUGUGAAGGCGGUGGGUGCAGCAGCGCUGAGAGAAUUCAAAGAAUGGAAAUUUAUACUGGGCUCGGGUCGUUUUAUACUGUUUUGAAAAGCGCGCUGCCAAAUGCUCGUCACGGGAGUUCCUGAAAGAGAGAAUGCGGAAUGCAAGAUACUACUCUGGAACUUGAUAGUUUUUAUGAAAUACGUAGGAAGGAAACUAGACUCGGCACGUU